This is a messenger RNA of Saimiri boliviensis boliviensis (Bolivian squirrel monkey), 603 nucleotides long. RefSeq names its product cornifin. The record is from RefSeq and is a predicted model, not a curated record. Lineage: Eukaryota; Metazoa; Chordata; Mammalia; Primates; Cebidae.
CACUAUUCCAACAUUGAGGGGCCAUACGGACUUUUCCUCUCUGCACACCAGGACCAGCCACUGUUGAAGCAUGAGCUCCCAGCAGCAGAAGCAGCCCUGCGCCCCACCCCCUCAGCUCCAGCAGCAGCAGGUGAAACAGCCUUGCCAGCCUCCACCCCAGGAGCCAUGUAUCCCCAAAACCAAGGAGCCUUGCCACCCCAAAGUGCCUGAGCCCUGCCAGCCCAAGGUUCAAGAGCCCUGUCAACCCAAGCUGCCUGAGCCCUGCCCUCCAACAGUCACUCCAGCACCAGCCCAGCAGAAGACCACACAGAAGUAAUGUGGUCCACAGCCAUGCCCUGGAGGAGCCGGCCACCAGAUGCUGACUCCUCUAACCCACUCUGCUUAUGAGUCCCAUUUGCCUUGCAAUUAGCAUUCUGUCUCCCCGAAAAAAAAGAAUGUGCUAUGCCGCUUUCUUUCCAGCACACUCUGAGUCUCUGAAUGAAGCUGAAGGUCUUAAUACCAGAGCUAGUUUUCAGCUGCUCAGAAUUCAUCUGAAGAGAGGCUUAAGAUGAACGCAAAUGAUUCAGCUCCUUUAUAGCCCCAUUAAAUUCACUUUCAAUUCCA